AUGCGUCCCUUUCGCAUCCUCAAUCUCAUCCGCCCCUCGUCUGCUCCCUUCUCACCUUCGUGUCGCCUGUCACGUCAAGCCACCUGUGCUUACCGCUCCUCACCCUCCCGCCGCAACUACUUCCCCAAGCGCCCGGCUUUCCACAAGAAGGAAAGUGUCUUGGAUCCUGUCACGCUUCUGCUUGCCAUCUCUACAGGCUUCGCGACCGCCUAUAUCGUAGAUACAUAUCAUCAAUCGUCAAAGCCUGACAAGCCUUCGCUCCCCGACACAUCCGUCCCUUCUAUCCCUUUGGAAACAGAAUCGGAAGCAGACAUGGCGCCUACCACUCUACCGGGACGCCCGGGUAACCUCACUCCGGAUCAAGAGGAAAAGCUGCGCGAGCUUUGGAUGCAGACUCUUGAUGUCUUUGGCGUUGUGAGCGGUGCUCGUCCGAGUGUCGAUGCUGGUUCCGCCGCUUCCACCCCUGCUCCUGCCGACCAGAAGAAGAAGUCAAAGCUGUCCAUGUUCUCUCGCAAGAACAAGGACGCCGACCACUCUGCAGAGAACACCGACGAUGAGAACGAUAAGCACGGUCAGGCCAAGGAGUUCCGUCAAGCCCUCCAGAACCAGAGUCCCGAGUCGCUGCGCACUGCCUUCUGGGGUAUGGUCAAGCACGACGACCCCGAUGCUUUGCUUUUGAGAUUCUUGCGUGCUCGCAAGUGGGAUGUCCAGGCUGCCCUCGUCAUGAUGAUCUCGACUCUUCAUUGGCGCUCGCAGGAGAUGCACGUCGACGACGACAUUGUCUACAAGGGCGAAGGAGGCGCUUUGAUCGACGCCAAAUCCGCUUCAGAUGCGACCACAAAGAAGGAUGCUGAGGACUUCCUAACUCAAUUGCGCAUGGGCAAGAGUUUCUUGCACGGUGUUGAUGCCGAGGGAAGACCGGUUUGCGUUGUCAGAGCUAGACUGCACCGCGCUGGCGAGCAAACGGAGAAGAGUCUUGAGAGAUUUACCGUCUAUACUAUCGACACUGCUCGCAUGAUGCUCAGACCUCCAAUUGAUACUGCCCUCCAANNGACCAUUGUUUUCGACAUGACGGGUUUCUCAAUGUCAAACAUGGAUUACACUCCUGUCAAAUUCAUGAUCAAGUGUUUCGAAGCCAAUUACCCUGAAUCGCUUGGUAGUGUCCUCGUGUAUAAGGCUCCUUGGGUCUUCCAAGGCAUUUGGAAGAUCAUUCGUGGUUGGCUCGAUCCCGUUGUUGCUUCCAAGAUCAACUUCUGUUCGAACGUCGAAGAGCUCUCCGCUUUCAUUCCUAAGAGUCAAAUCUCGAAAGAGCUUGGUGGCGACGAGGACUGGGAGUAUCAUUACGUCGAGCCCAGGGAGGGUGAAAACGACAAGAUGAAGGACACAGCAUCAAGAGACAGAAUUGAAGCCGAACGCAAGGAGCUGGUACAAAAAUACCAGACCGAGACCGUGAACUGGGCUAAGGGUGAGAACAAGGGAGAGCAAAGGUCGGCGCUGAGGCAGGAGCUGUUGCAAAACUACUGGCAACUCGAUCCUUAUGUCCGUGCAAGGACAUUGUAUGACCGCAUCGGUGUCAUCGGUCAUGGCGGCAAGAUGGAUUUCUAUCCAACUGCUGUCUCGACUAGCAGUGCCGACCUUGACUAG
This is a messenger RNA of Aureobasidium musti, 1644 nucleotides long. NCBI's taxonomy places the organism in Eukaryota, Fungi, Ascomycota, Dothideomycetes, Dothideales, Saccotheciaceae. The record is from the annotation of a GenBank genome assembly.